AUGGCGACCCAGACGAACGGUCGGGCGAAGAAGCCUAAGAAAUCCUCACCCAGCAGCACCGCCAAUGGCAGCAUCAACGCCUAUGUCAACGGAGACGGCCACAUGAACGGCCAGCCAGACAAGGCGCAGCUCUCGCGCCCAGCUGCACGCACAAGAGCCACAAAAAGAUCAAAUCGAACAUGGACGGGAGCCUUUACUAGCGUGGUCGCAAGACUGACGACCUGGUAUCUGAUCAUAACCUUCCUCUUCCGCUGCCCCGCAUCCCUCACCCAGCUCAACGAUGAUUCUCCACGCCUAUGUAGGCCCUAUAUCCAGGCCCGCUCGUACGCUGCCCCCUAUCUUGACCCAUACUAUUAUGCCUACGUGGCCCCUCAAGUCGACAAGGUCAAGCCGUACACCGACCGCUUUGAACAGCACAUCUACACCCCCGUCUCGACCUUCACAAAGGACAAGUAUGCAGUCUACGGUGCGCAUAGGGUAGAGCUUGCGAAGAAGUAUGCAGAGGCUCAAUAUGACAAGUCCAUUCGGCCCCAGGUACAAGCUGGUCAAGACAAGGCCCAGGCCUUAUAUCAUAUGUACCUUGGACACCAUGUCCAAAAGGCUGCAGACGCUGCCGCCCCCUACUAUGACCAGACAAAGGCCAGCCUAGGCGAGAUCUACCAACUCACCAUUCUCCCUGCAUACAAGACUUCUCUUCCGUACAUGCGCAAGGCUCACUCCGUCGGCCAUCACUUUCUUGUCGACACCGUCUUUCCCCAUGUCAACGUAGCCAAGGACGCCAUCUGGUCUUUCAUCACUCGCACUGUCUGGCCUCGGUUGCGUGUACUCUACGGAGACAACGUCGAGCCUCAGCUGGUCCGCAUCUCCGAGCGCCUGGGGCGGUACCGCGAUCAGCAAAAGAUUGAAUCUGUUGUUCAGGCCGUUGAUGCAUCCUCGUCUAUCGCAGCCGAAUCAGUCAAGACAAAUCCAACCAUCGUAAGCUCCUCCGCUUCCACUGUUUCCUCCAGCUCGAGCUCCAAGGCUGGCUGGGGCGUCCUCGACGACUUUUUCGGCAGUGAAUCGUCCACUACUGCAUCCAACGGUGCAGCCGCCUCAAAGACAGCGAGCGCUGUCCAAGUCGCUAAGCCAAAGCUCAGUGAAGAAGAAUUGAGGAAGAAACUGAAUGAAGACUUGCGUCAGUGGCAGACCAAGUUCGCUACAGCUGCCGACAAAGGUGCCGAAGAUUUAGAGCAGCGCGUUGCAGACAUCACAACACGUCAAGUGGAGAAUUCCGUCAAAGGACAUGGCCGAGCAUUGGUUGUCAAGUUGGAGGAAACUGCCGACACUACCAUUGCGAGACUCAAGAGCUACAUCAAGAAGACUGUCAAGUCACUUUCCGACGAUGCGUCCGAACAGGAUCUAGAAGCCGCCUAUGAAGAUUGUAGCGCAAAAACUCGCGAGUUCGGCCUGACUGUCAAGGAGCGCGCCCAGGAUGUUCGUGCCUGGAAAGCCGCGUACGAUUUGGAGACUGAUAGCCUUGUUCAGGCGGCUGUCCGGAGCACCGUCGAGGUGCUUGACAAAAUCCACGGUCUUGGCCUUCAGGAAGUUGGUAUGCGAUGGGCAUGGACUGACGGUGUCACUUACAAGGACUGGCAAAACUACCACAAGCUCAGAAAUACCCUUACAGAGUGGCAAUCCGAGGUGGAGGCUGUAGGCGCUCGACACGAAGGACUUCGAAUUGCACACGAAGAAGCCAAGAAGCUCGAAGACGAAGCCAUGGCCAUUGCCGCAAAUAUGGUCUCUGAACUGGUCCGUUUGAAGGAUGUCUCGAGGUGGAAGAUCUGGGCUGGUGACUCUAGCGACGACUUUACCAACCAAAAGGUCCCCGUUCGCGUCCACAAAGCUGCUCAACAAGUCCUCGAGAAUGUAGAGGGUGCUUCGUCCCAGAUUUCUGAGGCUGUCCUCGGAAGCUCAACACCACUUAGCGAGAGCAUCGCCUCCUCUGUCGAGGAUUCCUACUCGUCAGCUUCAUCCCAGGCUUCUGAACUUGCGCAGGGUAGCUCGACUCCUCUUUCAGAAGGCGGCGCCUCCUCUGUCAGCAGCGUCGUCUCCGACGCGUCUUCUCAAGCCUCUGUCGUCAUUCAAGGCACCCCUUCAUCGGAGAGUGUGCUUUCCCAGGCAUCAUCUAAAGCAUCCGAGGUUGCCUCUGAGGGUGCUUCUAAGGCCUCUGCCGCGUACGAAUCGCCCAAGAAGGUCUUUGGCGGAGUCAACGCUCAAGCUAUUCCGGAGGUCAAACAGGUUGUCUUUGACGAACCUCUCGAUGAUGGGGAGGAUACCAAUUACUCUGACAAGGUCCAAGCUGUCCUAGCUGACGCUGGAGAACGGGCGGCAGAGUUGAGUCGUGCAGUCAGCGAGGCCUUGUUGGGCGCCACGAAGACUCAAGGAAGCGUCGAGUCUGUAUCAUCGCUUGCUAACGAACAGUAUGCUAGCGCUCUCGCUGCAGCCUCCAGUGUGCUCUAUGGAACCAAGCAACCGGCUGUUGAGAGCGCUACCAGCGUAGCCUCUGACAAAUUUGCCCAAGCUGUCACCGCUGCAUCGUACGCCAUUUACGGCACCCCGACACCCACGGCCGUUUUCCAGACUGUUCAGAUUCAAGCAAGCUCCCGCUACAACGACGCUGUGCGCGUCGCUAGUGAGCAACUGGAAAACGCAAAAUCGCAGCUGUCCAUUCUCGUAUCUGACACACCGAAGCCGGUGCACGAGACAAUGCUUUCAUACUUGGAGCAAGCUUACUCUGAUUCUGUCGCGGCCGCCAAUGAACGCCUAUCGGCUGCUUUGCAGUACACCGACUCCGUCAAGAACUAUGCUGCUGGACCUACUCAGGGAUACUUUGAAUCAGUCUCGUCCAUCGCAUCCUCGAGACUCGCUGAAGGUCUGAGUCAAGCAUCCGCCCAAUUCUCAUCGCAGCCCACUGGCGUCGUUGAUGGCGCUCAGCAACAAUAUUACCAAGCUAUUGGCCUUGCACAUGCUCGUUAUUCGGAGUUCGUAGAAGCUGCUUCUAGCGCUGUUUACGGGCCUCAACAGGGAACCAUGGAGUCUCUAGCUUCUGUAGCUUCAGUAUCUGCUGCCUCUGCUGCCUCUUAUGUUUCUGACUCCGCCGAGUCUAUCGCUGCAGAUGCUCAGGCUGCUGCUGCAUCGCUCGCAUCAAAAGCCAGUUCUAGCGUCAUUGGCACAGAAACUCCCUGGACUGAGUCAAUUGCAUCUCAAGCUAGCCAAAACUGGGAAGCUCUCAUUGCUCAGGCCAGCAGUCAGGUGUACGGAAAGCCUACCCCAUGGGCACAGUCUGUCUACUCUCAGGCUGAGUCAUAUGGUUCGCAAGCAACCGCUGCCGCUGCACAACAGUAUGCAGAGGUUCAGGCGUUGAUCUCUGAGUUAGUUAUCGGCAAGGAACCUGACUUCACCGAAAGCGUCAUGAACCGCUUUGCGUCCGCCUACUCAACAGGUCUGCCUGCCGCUAUUGCAUCUGCCCGGUCAUAUGCUAGUGAGGGCUUUGAAGCUGCGUCAGAUUAUGCCAGCGACACUUUUGAGGCAGCCACUGGUGUCGCUGCCGAUGCCUACGCAUCUGCUUCUUCAGUUGUCGGUAUCAUCUUUACUCCUCCUGCUAUCAUCGAAGAUGUCCUCAGCUCUGCGAGCGCGUCACUCGAUCUUGCUGUCGAGAGUGCAUCCAUCGCUCUGUAUGGAACACCAAAGGGUGCCGCUGAACAGGCCAGCGAGUCUGUCGCAAGCGCAUAUUCCUCCAUCCAGUCUCAGAUUAGCGAAAAGGUCUAUGGCACCCAGCAAGCUCAGGAUAGCUUCUCUUCUGCAGCUGCCAGCGCCCAAGCUGCCAUCAGCGCAGCAAUCUUUGGUACUCCUACUGCCGCCGACUACGUUGCAUCUGCUACCAGCGGUGCAGGCGGUGUUUACAGUUCCAUAUCGUCUGUUGCAAGUGAACAUGCAGAGUACGCUGCAUCGGUUGCAAGCGGAAACGCGGCCUCUCUUGCCUCGGCGGCAAGCUCUGCCGUCUAUGGUCCGGAGCAGGGAGCCAUGGAGAGCGCUAACAGUAGAAUCCAGGCCGCAGUUGCAGUUGCCAAUUCCAAGAUUGCAGAAAUGUACAGUGCUGCAUCUUUGAAUGCGGAGGAUGUCGCCAGUAGUGUUGCGAGUGCGGCGACGGCGGCGACGGCCAGGGUCAAGGAUGAGUUGUAG
Messenger RNA from Plenodomus lingam JN3, 4221 nucleotides. RefSeq lists its product as uncharacterized. NCBI's taxonomy places the organism in Eukaryota, Fungi, Ascomycota, Dothideomycetes, Pleosporales, Leptosphaeriaceae. The record is from RefSeq and is a predicted model, not a curated record.